Leptosia nina is the source of this 3012-nucleotide messenger RNA. The record is from the annotation of a GenBank genome assembly. NCBI's taxonomy places the organism in Eukaryota, Metazoa, Arthropoda, Insecta, Lepidoptera, Pieridae.
AUGAGUAAACUCUUUCGAACAAAGUCGAGUGAUUUCGAAACUGAGGCGCUGGAAGUUCACAACGAAUACAGAAGGGAGCACGGCGUACCCCCGCUAGUCCUCAAUAAGGAGAUCUGCAAAGUCAGCCAGAAAUGGGCUGAAGAACUAGCUAAAAAAGAUUCCAUGUCCUACAGUCUAAACUCCGACUACGGUGAAAGCGUAUACUGCGGCUGGUCUUCGGAUCCUAACGUGAAGAUCAGGGCACGUGACUGCAUAGACCGGUGGUACAACGAAAUCAAUGAAUACUCUUUCGGAAAAGAACCUGAAGUACUGAAUUGCGGACAUUUUACACAGAUUGUAUGGAAAAACACUCAAGAAUUGGGUAUCGGCAGCGCGAAGAGCAAAUCUGGUAAACUAUACAUUGUAGCCAAUUACUAUCCACCAGGUAACUAUGGGGGACAGUUUGUCAAAAAUGUUCUUCCACCAGGAGCAUUUCAGUUUAAAAGUUCUUCAAGCGUGAGUUCUUCAGAAUCCCCGCGCGAAUCUAACAAUAACUUAAGCUCAUCACCACAGAAAUAUGGUAAGAAUAUAAGCGAUUACGCGUCCGAAUUGGUCACGAAGCUAAAGUCCUCAUCAAUAUCAAGCGAGAGAUUUGAAGAAGAUUUCUUGAAGGCUCACAACGAGUACAGAAGUAAGCACAGAGCUCCGCCGCUAGUUCUGAACAAAAAACUCAGCAAGUACGCUGAAGAAUGGGCGAAAACAAUAGCAAAAAAUGGUAGAGUGGAACACAGAGAUCAAAACGAAUACGGAGAAAAUAUAUUUUAUGCCUGGUCGUCUGACCCUAACUUCGUUUUAUCCGGGAAGGACCCCGUGGAGAAAUGGUACAGUGAAAUUAAGAAUCACGAAUUUGGAAAGGAGCCAGACAACUUGGGCUCUGGACAUUUCUCUCAGGUCGUUUGGGAAGAUACGAUGGAAGUUGGUGUGGGUUUUGCGAAAACAAAAGAGGGACAAGUGUACGUUGUAGCGAACUAUCAUCCACCUGGCAAUGUACUUGGCAGUUUUGCAGCCAAAAGAAGAAGCUUGCUAUCCGAUGACGAUAUACUCGGAGUGCCAAAAUACCCGGAGCAUUUGCCACGGGCAGAGAGAAUUUUGCCCGGGCAUACGUUGCUAAAGCCCGCUUUCGGCAUGCUGAAAUCCUCAGUGAAAUUCCCUCAGAGAUCCAUUGGCAGGGACGUGUAUGGAAAUGUGGAAAACAUCGGGAUAUCAUAUGGCAACGAUAACGAACGUGUUAAGUACAGUAAUUUUAGAAAAGCCAACGAUCUAUUGGUGGAGGACGUCCGACGAUCCAGGAAGAUAAAGUCGGCAUUCAGAAACCGGCAGACGAGUGAAUCGACAGAGUCGUCGGGCCUCUCGCCGUCGUCUGACAGUUCUGAUUACGAGAAAAACGAGGGAAAUCCAUACACGAUUCACAAGGACAAAUACAAACAGAAUUGGCUUUGGAAUCAUAAGCGAAGAAACAGUUUCUACAAAUUCGAUCCACGAGAAUUAUCCAGCAUAGUAGGUGUCCCUUCCUCGCCCAGCCAUCUCCCUGAAGCGGAACCCGUCCUCCCCGGACACACGCUCCUCAGACCUGCCUUGGGCAUGCUGAAGUCCGCCGUCAAGUUUCCACAUAGGGAAUUGGAAAACGGGGCUGGAGUUUACGGAAAUUUCGACAAUUUGGGUCUUAGAUACGACGCGAAAAAUGAACGUGUUUUAUACACAGGAUUCAGAAGAUCUCCAUCCGACUACAUUAUGUAUCUUUAUAACCUUCGCGGUAUCCCCAAUGAGAAGCCAGUCCUCAGAAACCAAAAUGAGGCUUUGAAUGUACAAUCUUCUGCAGAUGUAACCCUCGAAGACGGAGUUACUGAAAAAAAUGCUAACGAGACACCAAAACCAAAAUUGGUGAAAAUUCAGAAGGACUUCGAUCACCUUCUGAUUGAUGAAAACGCUCCCGAACAUAAUGAAUUAGUACCGAAAGCGAUUUCCAAUGAAAAGUUGAGAAAAUGGUGGUUUUACAACCAGGUAAGUGAAACAAAUGCCAAUCAACGACAAAAAUUAGUAAUAGAUCAAGAUGGAGGUGCUGAUGAUGCAAUGGCAGUCUUUAUGGCGCUGCUGAAUGAGAAAUACUUCGAAGGACCCGAAGUGGUAGCACUGACGACGGUGCACGGCAAUGUUAAUGAAAGCCAGGUGUUCAUAAAUUCAGGAAGGAUCCUCAAUGUAGCUGAAAGGAGAGAUAUACCAAUCUAUCGUGGUUGUGUAGAGCCGUUCGUCAGAGGAAUAACGUCGGAUUUCUUUUUCGGUUUUGACGGCCUUGGAGACAACGAGGUGGAACACUACGACGCCCUUCCAUCCCAACCAUUACACGCUGCUCUAGCGCUGAUUGAGCUGUCUAAGCUGCACGAAGGAAAUCUAAUCGUGGUAGCGAUUGGAGCUUUAACAAAUAUAGGGCUUGCGAUUAAGCUGGAUCCAAAAUUUCCGUCGAGGCUGGCGCAGCUGUAUAUUGGUGCUGGGCAUAUUCAUAAUGAGGAGUAUAAAGAAGCAGAAUUCAAUGCAGAGAUGGAUCCAGAAGCCUACUACAUGAUAGUCAACAGCAGUUUACCUACUGACCUAACGAUAGUUCCGUUUUCACCCAUCAGGACAGCCUUUAAAAUAGACAAUAAUUGGCGUCUGAACGUUUUGGGCGCAAUACCCACCACCAUCAUGCAGUACAUGAACAAAUUCGAGCGCCUAUCGAUACCAGCAGCUCCGUAUUGGUCCACGCUGGAUCCUGUGGUCAUGGCUGUAGCUCUGCACGGCGUGGUUGUGGAUACCUGGCAUACGGCCUUGAGCAGUAUAGUUCUUUGUGGAAAGGACAGAGGUGUAACACCACACGACUUUUCUUCUGCGACUCCAAACGCGCGGGUUGCUGUAACCUUUAACAAGGGAAUAUAUAAAUUCUUCAUAUACUCUGUCUUUUCUGCAUCUCUGAGACGUGCGAACACUUUUUUAUUAUGA